CAAUGGAAGCUUCAGUCAUCUGCUGGGUGUUUUUCACCCUGUUGACCUUGUCUCCAGUCCUUUGGGCUCAGAGUAUAGUGCAAGUGCAUUCUGGGCUCCAAGUCAGCCGAGGAAAGUCUGUUUAUGUGACCAACAAGGAUCUGCAGCUCAGUCUCCCUGAUGAUGUGAAUUCCUGCAAGGUGGAAGUGGUAUUGAAUGAACCCGUGACACAAAGAGUUGGCAAACUCACACCUCAGGUUUUUGACUGUAACUUCUUACCUGAUGAGGUCAAGUACAUUCAUAAUGGUAGUCCUUUACUGGAGGAGGACACAGUGAUGCUAAGAAUCUACAGAUUUACACAUUCUGAGACUUUCAUAGAGACUGUUCUGCUGAGGGUGAGUGUGGUGGACCCCCAUGACAGCCUUAUCCAGUUUGGGAGAACUCCUUUGGUGGUCCCUGAGUUCUACAGCUUGUCUAACAUCAUUGACAGCAGAGUACUGACAUUCCAGAGCAGACCAGGAGCGAUCUGCAAUGUCCGUCUUCUCAACUCUGAAACUAGCAUGCCAGCAUUUGGACAGCUGGUCAAGGGCGAAUCCUCCAUGUCAGUCCCAAAGACAGACAUAAGAAGGUCCUCUGGAAAUAACUCAGAGGCAAGAAUGGGUAGUCAGACUCGAGACUCAUGUGCUGGUAACAAAGCCUGCAUCCAUGGCGCUAAGGAAGUACGUUUUUUAAAGGCCAACUGUGAGGAAUUCCUGAAAUCAGACUAUAAGUACCAGCAUCUCAAUCCUCCAUCCCCCGAGAUUGAUUACAUUACAAUCAGAGUGGAGCUGCGGGACAACAUCUCCAGGGCACUGUUGGAGACAGAAAGCACUUGGAUCCCAGUCCUAAUUCAUGGUGCCAUGCAGAACCAGCCCCCCCAUGCUGCCUUCAUGUCAAUGUUCAUCCUGGAGGUGGACCAGUUCAUUCUCACUCCCAUGACCACUGCUGCACUCGAUGCCAAGGACGAUGAAACCACUCAAGACCAGUUGGUGUUCAACAUUACUAAGCCCCCACCAGAGGGGUAUGUCACUCACCUGGAUGACCAUACCAAGCCAAUCACCUCCUUUAUCUGGCAAGACUUGCAUGAGAUGAAAAUUGCGUAUCAGCCCCCUAACAUAAGCUACACUGGGAGAAGGAACUAUGAGGUUGAGUUCCAGGCCAUUGACACUUCCUUUGCUACCAGUCCUACCAUACUGGUUCACUUCUCAGUCCGGACCGCAGAAACAAAUGCUCCUCGAGUGUCCUGGAAUAUGGGACUGGAUUUACUGGAAGGUCAAUCCAGACCAAUCACCUGGGAGAAUUUGCAGAUUGUGGACAGUGACAACAUCGAUGCAGUCUAUUUGGUGGCUGUGGAGGGACCUUCACAUGGGCAGCUGAGUGUGCGAGGUGGGAAAGGUUUCAUGUUCAAGGUGCAAGACCUGCAUGAGGGUGUAGUGGUGUACCAUCAUUCAGACAGCGACACCAUAAGGGACCAUAUAGUGUUCCGCAUCUCUGAUGGUCAGCACAGCAUUCGACACAAGUUCCCCAUCAAUAUUCUCCCAAAAGACGAUACACCUCCAUUCCUCAUCAACAAUGUGGCAUUUGAGGUGCAGGAGGGGGGUUCUGUUCUGGUGGAGGAAUACAUGUUAUUAGCCUCAGACUUGGACUCCAGCGAUGACUACAUCUUCUAUAAGGUUCUUACAGUUCCACGAGCCGGAGAGUUGAUUAAGAGGUCAUCUGCCCAGUUCCCAGGUGUGCCAGUGACUAGUUUCCUGCAGAGAGAUUUGUCUCAGGGCUUAAUUUAUUACAGACACUUUGGUGAUGAGGUAUUUGAAGAUUCAUUUGACUUCAUCCUCUCUGACAGCCACCAACCCCCAAAUCUGUCAGAAAGACAUACUGUGGUGGUUCAUGUUUCUCCAGUAAAGGACCAGCUGCCAGAGGAGGUGCCAGGCAGCAUCCGUGCCAUCACAGUGAAGGAGACAGAAAUUGUCCACCUCACCCAGAGCCACCUGCACUUCAGGGACCAAGAGUCUCCUGAGACAGACCUCAUGUAUUCCAUCAUUCAGCCCUGUUUCAGCCCCACAGCAUCCAGGAUGCAGGAUGCCGGCAGGCUGUUCUAUACUGACAGUGCAUACUCCAUGAAGAAGGAUCCCACUGUUCCAGUGCUGAAGUCUUUUACUCAGCAUGCAGUGAAUCACCUGAAAGUGGGGUACAUGCCCCCCCUCGAAGACAUUGGACCAGAGCCUCUUUUUGUGCAGUUUAUCUUCUCUCUGAAUGACCAGCACGGUGGCACUCUGAGCGGCCUUGUCUUCAACAUUACCGUGAUGCCAGUGGACAACCAGCCUCCUGAGAUGUUCACCAACUUGAUGAGGGUGGAGGAGGGAGGAAGUGGCUUCGUGACCGAAGAGCACCUCCUGGUGCGGGACACGGAUAGCCAGGACACCCAGCUGAUGUUGCAGCUUCAAACAGCUCCUCGGCAUGGACAGCUGGAGCUGCAGGGUAUAGCGUUACUGUCAGGGGACAACUUUACUGUCCAGGACCUGAGGAGGCUCAGAGUCAGGUAUAUUCACGAUGACAGCGAAACUCUUGAAGACAGUAUUGACCUCAAAGCAACAGAUGGCACAAACUCUGCUUAUGGAUCACUCUCUGUGCAGAUCCUGCCUGUGAAUGAUGAGCCGCCCCUGCUCGGUGCCGGGCUACGAUCAGGCCUGGAGUGUGCAGAGGGGGGACGUGUGCAGGUGAGCGCGGACUACCUGUCUGCCACGGAUGCAGACAGUGAUGACGCCGAGCUCAUGUACAUGUUGGCACGGAGGCCAGCCCAAGGAGAACUGCAGAGAGCAGGCAUGGCAGUGGAAAAAUUCUCUCAGUGGGAUGUUGUCCAGGGGUUGAUCUUCUACGUGCACACAGGUGGUGAGAUCGGACCCCACCCUGUCUUAGACCCCGUCACCUUGAUUGUGUCAGAUGGAGAAGCUGGCCCUCUGGAGGGCUGCUGCCAUGGAGAUGCUCCACCACCACCUGUCCCUUUGCAUGGAUUCCUUCCUGUAUACGACCUCAACAUCACUGUACUUCCUGUCAAUAACCUGCCCCCUGUUAUCACACUAGGAGACAUGAUUGUGGUGGAUGAGGGUUCCUCUGCUUGUCUCUGUGGGGGGUUUCUGGGGGCAACUGAUCCUGAUACACCCCAGGACCAGCUCCUGUUUUCCAUUGAUGUUCCACCCCAGUAUGGCUUUAUAGAGAACACCUUGCCCUCACCCGGGUUUGAGAAGAGCAACGCAGGACUCAGAGUUUACUCUUUCAGCUGGCUGCACCUCAAUGCAGGGUACAUCAACUAUGUCCAGUCUCAGCAUGAAGGGACAGAGCCUGGAGCUGACCACUUUGUUGUGACAGUCAGCGAUGGGGUGCAGAGGUCAGCCUCAGUUCCCUUCUACAUAAUCAUCAGUCCUACAAAUGAUGAGAUGCCCACACUGCUCCUCAGCAACUUCUCUGUGAUGGAGGGAGGCAUGAAGGACUUGACUCCACAUAUUUUGGAUGCGGUGGAUUUAGAUGUCCCCACAGACACACUCACCCUCUCAGUUGUGGUGCCACCAGCCCACGGGAUGCUACUGAAUGGAAUCUACGGAGAGCAGAUGAGCCGCUACAGGGAGAUGGGACCUGAACUCCUCCAGAGAAGCCUCAGUGUGAUGGAUUUCACCCUGCAGGAACUUCGUCACGGAAUGAAGAUCAUAUACAUGCACGAUGACACGGAAACCCUCAAGGACGCUUUCACCAUGCAGCUGACAGAUGGCAGGCACACAGUCCAGGGGACGGCGCACGUCCGCGUCCUACCAGUCAAUGAUGAAAAGCCACGGCUGCUGAAAAAUACUGGUCUGGAAGUGGAGGCAAUGGAGAAGAGAAUUAUCUCCAGUGUGGUAUUGGAUGCAGAAGACCUGGACACCCCCAUACAUAAAUUGUACUACAUCCUCAGUGUUGGCCCCAAGUUCGGACAGCUGCAGAUGAAGAAAGAGGAAGGCUGGAUUCAUCUGAGACCAGGCCAGAACUUCACGCAAGAUGAUGUGGAGAUGAACCGCCUGUGGUACCUGCACACAACCAUGCAAGGAACGAAAGGUCACGACAGCUUCCACUUUUUCCUCACCGAUGGGGAGCACAAAUCUUUGCCCCACAGCUUCUUCAUCUCGCUCCGCACAGUACGAAAAGGGGACAUCACCCUUGUCACCAGGCCCAUCACCUUGAUGGAAGGUCACAGGGUCGUCCUGAACACAGACAUCCUGUUGGCCAUGGACAACACAGGCAAAGCAGAAGAGCUGGUGUACACGGUAUCGGUUCCUCCGAACCACGGGCACCUUCAUGCAGUGCAGCACCCUGGCAUCGCCCUCACCAGCUUCACCCAGCUGGAUGUGGCAGCCCAUCGAGUAUGCUAUACCCACGAUAACAGCCGCUCAGCCAAGCAAGAUUCCUUCAGCUUUGUCAUCAGCAAUGGUGUCACAUCGAAAAGUGGCUCCCUGCUCUUCAAUGUGGAACAUGGUGACCGCAUCCCUCCUACCCUAGUGACCAACAAAGGGCUCCAGCUCAUGGAGGGUACAGUGGCACUAAUCUCUCAGGACAGUCUAGAGCUGACCGACCCAGACACCACAGUGGAUAACUUGACUUAUGUUGUAACUCAGCAACCCCUUCACGGAAGGUUACUACUAAGAGGACAGCCUCUCUCCCAACCAAGAUUCACACAGGGUGAUGUGAACAACUUGGACCUGACCUACCGGCAGCAGAGUGUAAAGGCCCAGAUGGAUAAGUUUGCUUUCCUGCCCUCCGAUGGUACAAACAAAGGGUUUCUGCUGCAUGGCCAGCUGAGAGAGGAUCCAGUCAUUUUCAUAAUACAGGUGGAGCAUGUAGAUAAAAGCCCCCCAAGCCUGGUGACCAAGAGAAGCCCUAGUACAGUGGAGAACCUGCAUGAUGGCAGGCAGGGCAUCUACAUCACCUCCAGAGACCUGCGGGCAUCUGACCCUGACAGUCCAGAUCAGGAGCUGGAGUUCACUAUCCUCAGACCACCACAUUUUGGGCACUUAGAGAACAUCCUCACAGGGGGAUACAUAAGAGGCCGCUUCACACAGAAGGACCUGAACCAGCGUGCGGUGCUGUACAUUAUUGACCCCAGUGUGGAAGUGACAGGAGACAGCUUUGAGCUCCAAGUCAGUGACUCUGCAGGAAACACCAUGCUGCCGGAAGUCCUGGAGCUGAAAUGGUCUCGUGUAGAGCUGUCAGCGACGUGUUUCCGUGUUUGUGAGAACAUGGGGGUGUUGCCCCUUCAAGUGACACGCACCGGGAACAGCGCAGACCCUGCCUAUGUCAGCAUCCAGGUGGAAGAGGGCACUGCCAAAGUGGGGAAAGAUUUUACUCAUAGCUCAGCCAGUUUGAUCCAGUUUGAUACAGGGGUCAAUAUCAAAAGUUGGAAAAUCAAUCUUAAGGAUGACGGACUGGAGGAGAACCAUGAGAACUUUGAGGUGGUCUUGAAAGCGCAGAAGAAUGCAGUUCUGGGUCAGAAAAACCGAGCAACUGUAGAAAUUGUGGACCCCAGAGGAGGGAGUUGUGACCCACAUGAGUUAAUAGUUGAGGAGGAGCAGAAACAGACCCAACCAUUUCCUCCCCCUCCUGUCCACAUACCACCUUCACGCCCUGAGGAAGCGCAGGUCCCCUACUCACAAGCAGAUUUCCCCUCGGAAGACCACCGGCCUCCUCUUUGGGGAGACAUCCCGAAACGUCACCCCUUCCCGGACUACACUGCGGGAGAGGUACAGGAUCAGGCCUACCCAAGUGCACGGAGGAGGCAACUGAGAGUCCUGGGCAACCAGGAGCACAAAUCACAGAAGAACCUCCUGUCAGAGAUUGAGCUGAGGAAUGGAGAGAAAAUCUGGAAGUUCCAUGGGAUAAGUCCCCUGAGGGUGGAGGAGGAGGAAGACCCUUUGAUUGUCAAACCGGUGCCCCAAGGCCACACAGAGGUGGAGGUCACUCCUAUCUGGACCUGGUCUGAACAUCUCCUUCACCGAGAGCCAGUGGGAGAGGACCCACAGGGUGACUCCCCUCGACCUGCAUCUCACACUGCAGAACACAUGCAAAAGACUGGGAAGCCCAGUGGCAGCAUCUGCCCUGCAGGCUGGACCUCCCACAAGGGGAACUGUUACACCCUGAGCCAGGGCAGGGCCAGCUGGAGCAGCGCUCAACAAGCCUGCACCUUAAUGUUCAACAGUAAUUUGGCAAGUGUCCACUCCAAAAAAGACAUGAAGUGGCUAUGGAAGUUUGCCAGCAAGCAGCCGUUCUGGAUCGGGCUGAGUGGCACACCAGGGCAGUGGGCCUGGACUGAUGGCCGCUUCAUGACAUUCUCCAGGCUGAGGAGCCACAGCAAUGCUGAAUAUCAGUCCCUGGAUAGCACUGGUCUCUACUGUGUGCUGGCCCAGAACCAGAGGACUUGGACACCAGAGAACUGCACUGCAGGCCCAGAAUAUAAAUACAUAUGCUCCGCAGCAGUCCAGGACAUCCUCAUGUCACAGCAAAGACCAUCUAGUACAAAAUAGCAUAAUGCAUUUCCACAGGAAUAGUCACGCAAACUGCAUUUUUUUUUACUAUUUUUAUUAACUUUAAAAAAAU
This is a messenger RNA of Scleropages formosus (Asian bonytongue), 6633 nucleotides long. It is a transcript of the gene frem1b, whose product is annotated as Fras1 related extracellular matrix 1b. The record is from RefSeq and is a predicted model, not a curated record. NCBI's taxonomy places the organism in Eukaryota, Metazoa, Chordata, Actinopteri, Osteoglossiformes, Osteoglossidae. The transcript has 35 exons. The coding region runs from base 3 to 6560 and encodes 2185 amino acids. Gene Ontology annotation, cellular component: membrane. Gene Ontology annotation, biological process: cell communication; anatomical structure morphogenesis.